Rubroshorea leprosula is the source of this 2030-nucleotide messenger RNA. NCBI's taxonomy places the organism in Eukaryota, Viridiplantae, Streptophyta, Magnoliopsida, Malvales, Dipterocarpaceae. The record is from the annotation of a GenBank genome assembly.
GGCUUGGUUUCUCUGCCUAGAGGAGUUGCGCUGACGCCGCCACCGAGAACGGUACAGCCGCCACCUGUUAACCACCACCGCCAGCCGUGAACCGCCCUCUUGAGUCUUGACCCAUAAAUAAACAUAAAAUGAAAUAAAAUAAAACAACACCCACUCUCUCCGACAUCCUGAAUCAAAUCUGUUAGGUUCUUAUUCUGCGACAUGCAUGGUGCCAAGAUUUUUAUCAGGAGACAGGAAAACUGCAGAAGGUUUGUCUAUGGCGUUCUUUAUCGGUGCCAGUUGCAGUUUUCAAAAAUAGACAAGGUAGACCCAGAUGCAUUCAAGGAAUCAAAGGAUGUGGAUCAAGUUUCCAUGAAGCCUAAAGUUGAGAAGAAGAUGGAGGAACCCACCAAGUACAGUUCCGGUGAUGUAGAUUUAGCCGAUAGUAAGUGGAAGUUGGAGCUUGCUUGGCUCACCAAAGCUCUCGAGCCAGCUCUGCAACUCUAUAAGCGGGCUAUGCCCUCAGCAGGGAAUGGAAUAGAUAAGCUGCCGCCUAGCACUCGAUCUGUAUCUGAGAUUAUUGCAAGCAUUCAGCGGAGUAAGAUAGGGAUAGAAGGUUGGAGCUUGAGUGAUUUUACAAUAGGGUUGUAUCUUAUUUAUCUUCGGCAGGCAUCUUUAAAUCCAUUUGAAGAUGUUAAGGGAGUUCAGAUUACAUCGGACUCAGUUGUCCAAGAUCUCAUCUAUCACCUUGAAUUAGCGAAAGGAUGCUAUAGGGAUAAUACAGCUGCCAUUGCAAGAAACACCAUGCUUCGAGAAAGCAAUAUUUUGAAAUUUGUGAAAUAUUCCAGUGUGAUGAGGCCUGGCUAUUAUAUAGGAAUUGAUCCCCGUAAGAAACUUGUAAUUUUUGCUAUCCGUGGGACUCAUACCGUCUAUGACCUUAUUACUGACAUUGUAACCUCAAGUGAUGGAGAAGUCACAUUGGAAGGCUAUUCAACUCAUUUUGGCACAGCUGAAGCUGCUCGUUGGUUUCUUACACAUGAGAUAGGAACAAUAAGAAAGUGCUUGGAGAAAUAUCAGGGAUUUAGGUUAAGGCUGGUGGGGCAUUCCCUUGGAGCUGCUACAGCUUCUUUACUGGCAAUAAUGCUUCGAAAAAAAUCACAUAAGGAGCUUGGUUUUAACCCUGACAUUGUUACCGCAGUCGGAUACGCAACUCCCCCUUGUAUGUCCAAAGAACUUGGUGAAAGUUGCUCUGAUUUUGUUUCAACUGUUGUUAUGCAGGAUGAUAUCGUACCUAGAUUAAGUGCUGCUUCUCUAGCAAGGCUGAGGAAUGAAAUUCUUCAAACAGAUUGGAUGAGUGUGGUUGAGAAGGAAGACUGGAAAAGUGUGAUAGAUUUGGUCACAAAUGCAAAGCAUGUCAUGUCUUCAGUACAGGAUGUGGCUUGGAAGCUCGCUGAUUUUGCAAAGUUUAGAAAAUUUCCUGUUAGGGAGGAAUCACCAGCUGCUCCCUUGGUCCCUUCGGCUUCUAGAUCUGAAAUAAAGGAUGCCACUGUUGUUCUAAAGGAAGAAGCUGCUUGUGCAGUACCUGAGGAGUUAUUUGUUCCAGGGGCUGUUUACUAUCUGAAGAGGAAUGUAGAUGGCUACUCUGAUAGUGGCAGCGGGACAGGCAUUGAGUAUUUCACUCUCUUGAGGAGACAUCCAGGUGAACAUUUCCAGAGAAUACUGCUCUCGGGCAACCUAAUCUCUGAUCAUAAAUGUGAUAGCCACUACUAUGCACUUCGAGACGUACUUAAAGCCUUGCCCAGUUCCAAUGAUGAAAGCAUUUUUAGAUAGAAAUAUUAUUUGAUGUUUGAACAUCCUUUCUGUCCUUUAAAUUGUUGAUGGUUGUAUGUUGAGGUAGUUUUGAAGCAUUUUCACUGCAGCAAUUAUGCUCCUGUAGUUCAUGUACUCUUGCCUAUAAAAUUUCUUAUUCUUUACUCAAACCAUCCCCAAGUAAUGUAGACUUGGCAACAUGUACAUGUAUUCCUUGAUCUCUCGAUUGAAAAUUUUAGUAU